Physeter macrocephalus (sperm whale) is the source of this 2541-nucleotide messenger RNA. It is a transcript of the gene FGGY, whose product is annotated as FGGY carbohydrate kinase domain containing. The record is from RefSeq and is a predicted model, not a curated record. Gene Ontology annotation, molecular function: D-ribulokinase activity; RNA binding. Lineage: Eukaryota; Metazoa; Chordata; Mammalia; Artiodactyla; Physeteridae. Gene Ontology annotation, cellular component: cytoplasm. Bases 117 to 2072 code for a protein of 651 amino acids. Gene Ontology annotation, biological process: carbohydrate phosphorylation; pentose metabolic process. The transcript is spliced from 17 exons.
GGCGGGGCCGCGCGGAGGGCGGGUCGGACCGCCCAACCGAGGCUUGGUGUGGUUCGCGCGGUUAUCGGCAGGGCCCCGCUAGCUAAAAUGUAAUUUCAGAUUGGACAAGUGGAGGGAUGGCAAUGCCCGGCGGAGAUCAGGAACUCGGGAGCUACUACGUGGGUGUGGACGUGGGGACAGGCAGUGUCCGUGCAGCUCUGGUGGACCAGAGGGGUAUCCUCUUGGCUUUCGCAGACCAGCCAAUCAACCAGUGGGAGCCUCAGUUCAACCACCACGAGCAGUCCUCCGAGGACAUCUGGGUUGCCUGCUGCAUCGUCACAAAGAAAGUUGUACAAGGGAUUGAUUUAAACCAAAUUCGAGGGCUUGGGUUUGAUGCCACGUGUUCUCUGGUUGUUUUGGAUAAGCAGUUUCGUCCUUUACCAGUGAAUCAUGAAGGGGAUUCUCAUCGAAACAUCAUCAUGUGGCUGGACCACCGGGCGGUCAAUCAGGUCCACAGGAUCAACGAAACCAAGCACAGUGUCCUGCAGUACGUUGGGGGCGUGAUGUCCGUGGAAAUGCAGGCCCCGAAGCUUCUGUGGCUAAAAGAGAACUUGAGAGAGACUUGCUGGGAUAAGGCGGGACAUUUCUUUGAUCUCCCAGACUUCUUAUCGUGGAAGGCAACAGGUGUCACAGCACGGUCUCUCUGCUCCCUGGUGUGCAAAUGGACAUACUCUGCAGAGAAAGGCUGGGAUGACAGUUUCUGGAAGAUGGUUGGCUUGGAAGACUUGGUUGCAGAGAAUUACAGCAAAAUAGGAAACCAAGUGCUGCCUCCUGGAACUUCUCUUGGAAAUGGGCUCACACCAGAGGCAGCAAAGGACCUUGGCCUUCCUGCUGGAAUUGCAGUGGCAGCUUCACUAAUUGAUGCCCAUGCAGGAGGACUAGUAAUCCUGACCUCCCAUAACCUGCCUGAGGCCCGGGAAGCUUCCUCCAUCAUGCUCUUCUUCCACUUAUCUCUGGGCCAGCAGUCUCCGUCAUCUACCCGCACCCAGGGGACAGGCACUAGGCUUGGACCACCACAUGCUGAAAGUAAGCAGGCUGUACCUUGGGAACUUUCAAGACUCUGGUUCCCUUGUCAGUUUCCCAGACCUCCCUGUGGAAUUAAAGAAGAUACUGAGGAACAUCAUCUUAGAGAUUACUUUGAGGAAUAUGGAAAAAUUGAUACCAUUGAGAAAAUUACCAAUAGGCAGUCUGGAAAGAAAAGAGGCUCUGGGUUUGUUACUUUUGAUGACCAUGAUCCUGUGGAUAAGAUUGUGUUGCAGAAAUACCAUACUAUCAAUGGUCAUAAUGCAAAAAUAGAUCACAUGGUGAAGGGCCAUGCUGCCUUCCCUGAACUACAAGCCAAGGCCACAGCCAGAUGCCAGAGUAUAUAUGCAUAUUUGAACAGUCACCUGGAUCUGAUUAAGAAGGCUCAGCCCGUGGGUUUCCUCACUGUUGAUUUACAUGUUUGGCCAGAUUUCCAUGGCAACCGGUCUCCCUUAGCAGAUCUGACACUAAAGGGCAUGGUCACCGGAUUGAAACUAUCUCAGGACCUCGAUGAUCUUGCCAUUCUCUACCUGGCCACAGUUCAAGCCAUUGCUUUCGGAACGCGCCUCAUUAUAGAGGCCAUGGAGUCAGCAGGGCACUCGAUCAGCACCCUCUUCCUCUGUGGGGGCCUCGGCAAGAACCCCCUUUUUGUGCAAAUGCAUGCGGACAUUACCGGCAUGCCUGUGGUCCUGUCGCAAGAGGUGGAGUCUGUUCUCGUGGGUGCUGCUAUUCUGGGGGCCUGUGCCUCGGGGGAUUUCGCUUCUGUACAGGAGGCAAUGGCAAGAAUGAGCAAAGUUGGGAAAGUUGUGUUUCCUAGACGUGAGGAUAAAAGGGUCUUGCCAGGAAACUUCUGGGAGCUUAUGAAAUCUACAGGAAUGGGCCCAGGUCAAGUUUCAAGACAAACUGUCACAGAAAAAAGACUUUUGAGACCGCCUGUAUCACCUAUUUUUCAGGAGUUUAUUUCAGAGUGCAGAAAUGGCAUUAGGACCCCAAGAGCAAGAGAAAUGUGAGCUGUAGUUACAACAGGGCAACAAGGAACUGAAAUUCCUGCAGGGACAGCAAGAGACAAAUUGAUAUGCCGAGUUCAAAAAUCACUCAUCAAAUACCGAUGGACCAUUUACCAUGUACAGAGCACUAGUGACAGGGAUACAGCAGUGAAUACAGACCUGCUACCCUGCUCAUGAAGUUUAGAGAAAUGAGGAAGAGUCAAGAAGAGUUAGGCGGAAAAAACAGUACUUGGGAAGACUUGGAGGAAGAAAGAAGUAUGACACCUGUAAGUUACUCUUGGGGCUUGGAGGACAUGUUCCAAUUUGUUCUGUAUAUCUGUGUAUCGCUCCCAAUGUCUGGUAUUGUGUUGUACACACAGAGACGAACAGCAGAUAUUUUAAAAUCAGCAAUAAAUGAUGAACACUAAUGACUAUGGCAUCACUGGAUCAGCUGACCCUCCCAGAGCUGGUGUAGCUCUGAAUGCCAGAGCAU